AUGGAGGAAACUAAGAAAGUUCCUCAAGCAGAUGUAGAGUCAUUUGACGCGAUAGAGUAUAAAACUGGGUUUAAUAUAGAUACUCUCAAGCCUCAAAUCGGAAAUAUCUUUCAAUUUUUUAUUCCGAACACGUUAUUCAUUCCAUUAUCUCCUCAAAAUGCCAACAAGCAACAACCACAUCAAUUUCCAAUAUGGGGUUCAACUCACUAUACACCAAAUAGUGAUUUAACUGCAAUUGCAGCUCAUACAGGCGCUUUAUUUAUUCAAAAAUCAAAAUCUGCAAUUAGAAGAAGAUUUUGUACAAUAAAGAACUUUUAUGAAGUACAGAACUGUUCUGAGUCUGAUUAUACGAAAAUUGCUCAAAUUACAGAAAUUCCUUUAGAUCUCACAGUCAAAGGCGUCGUUCUACAGAUUCUAAUAGACAAUUCUCCGACAUCAUAUCCAUCAGUACUUAGAAAUGGAAUCAAAUCUCAAGAACUCAAUCAAGUUUCUGCAUAUGCGAUUCGUGUUUCAAACUUUUUCGUAAUUUCGAUGUACGACGAUAUGCCAAACCUUGUAUCUCCCGAAGAAUACGUUAGAAAACAAGCUGUUGUUCCUUCAUAUAAGUUUUCUGUCACCGGGGAAGUUGGAAUUGUUUACAAGCCACAUAUGUUCUUACAGAUAUUCUCACGGUUCAAUGUUGUCAAUGGAUUCUUUAAUACAAACAGACUGUUCUUUGAUAUUGGAAGAAAUAGAUAUGAAAUUAAAUAUAAAAGUGCGACAAAAUUCCAGCUGAUUCAGUUUGAUGAUGCACCUACAUUAAAUAUCCUUAAACGUAAGACAGAUGCUUCAGAACUUGGUGAUAUUCUUGAAGAUGACAUAGAAUUAUCAGAAUUCUCUGUAACAUCCAAAGGUAUCAUUAUUAGAAAGGAAUCGUACGAUCCUGUUGAUACAAUUUUAAUCGCACAGACAUAUAAUCGCUAUUCCCAAUUUCUUAACGCUUAA
Messenger RNA from Trichomonas vaginalis G3, 984 nucleotides. RefSeq lists its product as uncharacterized. The transcript has a single exon. The record is from RefSeq and is a predicted model, not a curated record. Lineage: Eukaryota; Parabasalia; Trichomonadida; Trichomonadidae. The coding region runs from base 1 to 984 and encodes 327 amino acids.